Molecule: messenger RNA, 1734 nt
Organism: Closterium sp. Naga37s-1
Lineage: Eukaryota; Viridiplantae; Streptophyta; Zygnematophyceae; Desmidiales; Closteriaceae
Source: the annotation of a GenBank genome assembly
AUGACCGGAUUCAAGCUCCUCAAGCGGGUUUUCGCUGCCAUGACGGACGACGAUGACCAGGGGGUCACACUGCAUCGUGAUGGGCCUGCUGAUGAUAGUGAUAGCGAAGACGGGGUGAACCUGGACGACAUGCUCGGGUACAUGCAGCAUCUGAAACAGCAAGGGGUGAAGCUCGGCAAGAAGAAAAAGAAGAAGCAGGCUCGUAUGAAAGAUCUCUUGGCGCAGGGCGAUGACACUGCUGGGCCUUCGAACUCACCUACUAAUGAAGUCGCUCCUGCUUCUGCGGCGGAACCUACGCCUGCUACUAUGACCGCCGUAGCACCUACCGCCGUAAUCGAUCGUGCCGCCCCAACCGUUCCCUCGCCUCUCACUGCGAGUGCCGGUACUGCUGCCGUAGCAACGACUGCCGUUUCCACUGCUGGACCCGCGAGUACGGAACCUACCCCUGCCGUUACCAACCCGGUGGCCGUCUCGGCUCCAACGGUUGUCCUCGCAGUGGACGAGGCUACCACGAAUGCUGACACUUCCGCCAUUACCGCCUCAGCUGCUGAUGACGCAACACGCGGAUCGACUGCCGGCCGAGUGAUUGCCUCAUCGUUGGGGUUUGCCAUCCCAGUGAAUCACCGCACCAUCGUGCCGGCCGAGCAAGCAGUAGCACAAGAGACCUUCCGUCUGCAGGGACAACUCGACGACCUGCGAACAACGCUGAGGCGCACGCAGGAGCGCGAGAGAGAGUUGUCGAACCUUCUCUCGGAGCGGGACGCCGAGCUGGCAGCGCUCAACCAGCGGUGUGCUGAGGCCAUCCGGUUGAACGAGCAGCUCCUGCAGGACCUGUCCGCCGCCCAGGGUACGGCACUCAUAUGUGCCCCGCGUCCGGCAUCGCCCUCGUUCAAUAUGGAGCGGAUCCCUCGCGACGCCAACGGAGCACUCAUUAUCCCUGCCCUCGUCAGUCAUGACAAUCAUUUCGGGAAAAAGGCAACCGAGGCGAUCACGUAUCUUAUGCUGGAUGCGCCAGCUCGUUCCAUGCAGUUCUACCCCGAGUGGGCAGAGUUCCGCGAGGUCAUCUGUAUGAAGUACGAGGCCGCGGGAGUUUCAUCAGACGUUUUCUACUACGUCAUCAGCAACGACCCCAACAAAGAGGCGCUGGCGAUGCGGAAGGUGUCGGAGAGGCGUUCUAAUGUCAACGCGGACGCCAAGGUCUAUGGCAGAGGUCCUGGUGGGUGCAUUCCGGAGAGCAAGUGGCACAUUCUCGCGGAGGAGAAUGUGGCGCCGUCCAUCUCGCGUACCCCUGCGGAGUGGUGCCGUUUCUAUGAACAUCCUGUAUAUGGGCCUGGUGCUAGCUGGCAUUUCUGUGCGACAAGCAACCGCCCGUUUGCCAACCUCGCUUUCCAGCUGACUCUUCUUCGUGGGCUUGCCAGCAAGCGUGCAACCAUGCUGCACGUGAAGAUCCCUACUGUGGGCUACAUCCUAAACGUGGUGGAGUGGCCCUUGGUGAACGCAAGGGGGCGCCAGAACCCGUCUCUUGACACUGCGGAGGCAGUGAACCGCCAGAAUGUGGCGCACAAGAUCGACCAGGUGGUUGCCUGGAUUGCGGCAACGUACAACGCCGGGGAUGUGGCUAUUUGGGACUCCAGGCCCCCUGCUGGCUUCAACAUGGGCCCCAGGAUCAAGAUCCUGGUGGAGGGCUAUGAAAGGGAGAUUUUCCCUAAUGGAACCCCACCUUACAAGUCCUAG